Molecule: messenger RNA, 1392 nt
Organism: Hippocampus zosterae (dwarf seahorse)
Lineage: Eukaryota; Metazoa; Chordata; Actinopteri; Syngnathiformes; Syngnathidae
Gene: vta1
Product: vesicle (multivesicular body) trafficking 1
Exons: 8
Coding region: 137-1048 (303 amino acids)
Biological process (GO): late endosome to vacuole transport via multivesicular body sorting pathway
Cellular component (GO): multivesicular body
Source: RefSeq, a predicted model, not a curated record
GGACCGACACGCGGAAGUGCAGCGAGCAGUUGCGGGCUAGCCACCGCCAUUAACAACAAGAACAAGAAGAGGAGGAGAAGAUCAGGAACAAGAAGCCGUCCGUGUUUUCGAGCUCGCUGGGUCGCUCGCGGAUGCCAUGGCGGCACCGGCCCAGCUCAAAGCAGUCCAGCACCACUUGCGCACCGCCCAAGAACACGAGAAGCGCGACCCUGUGGUGGCCUACUACUGCCGGCUGUACGCCAUGCAGACGGGGAUGAAGCUGGACAGCAAAACGCCGGAGUGCCGCAAGUUCCUCGUCAAGCUGAUGGACCAGCUGGAGUCGAUGAAGACGGAGCUGAGCGACAACGACUCCAUCACGCAGGAGGUGGUGGGCAACGCCCACAUCGAAAACUACGCCCUCAAGAUGUUCCUCUACGCCGACAACGAGGACCGAGCGGGACGAUUCCACAAGAACAUGAUCAAAUCCUUCUACACGGCCAGUCUGCUGCUGGACGUCCUCUCCGUCUUCGGGGAGCUGUCUGACGAGAACAUGCAGCACAGGAAGUACGCCCGCUGGAAGGCGGCGUACAUCCACAACUGCCUGAAGAGCGGCGAGACGCCCGAGGCCGGACCCACCGGCGUGGACCUGGACCAGGAAGCGGACGAAGACGAAGGCUUCUCGGGCAACGCGCUCUCCCAGGGCGGCUCCUUCCGGGGCGAGGGCGCGGGCGGGGCCACGGCGCCGGGCAUCGGCUUCGUCGGCGGAUCUGGGCCUUCCGGACCGCCCUCCAACCCGAGCGAAGUCCACGUCCCCCCCGGAGCGCACGCCCCGGCCAACACGCCGGCAGACUCCGCCAAGCCGGUGCCGAUGCCCAGGACCGCGGCCGCCGUCGAGCCCGACCUCUCCAGCGGCCAGCGCCAAGGUGACGUCCGCCUCUCGGCCGACGACUUCACCAAGGCCCAGAAGUACUGCAAGUACGCCGGCAGCGCCCUCCAGUACGAGGACGUGCCCACGGCCGUCCACAACCUCCAGAUGGCUCUCAAGCUUCUCACCACCGGAAAAGAAUGACACCUUUGUCUCCCCCCCCCCCCCCGUCUAUCCGCGCCAUCUCAUCAGCCACCGGCUGGCCGCCAGCAGCUUUGACGGAGAACAGGGCCUGACAAUGGGCGCCUGUGUGCGCCCGCUGUGAGUCUUUCUGACAAACGGCCGCCAAACGGGGCUUCCCGCCACAGGGGGCGCCGCGCUCCUCUCGUUUUGUCAACACGCUUGCGCGUUGUCUAAUUGCGCAAGGCGCAAGCGUGAUGUCGGCGGCCGCGCGCUUGUUGUCCUUCUUGCCAGCCCGAUGAGUUGUUUGGAACAGAUGUUGCUGUGAUGAAGUUCCGAAUACAUCCCAUUAAAUUGUUUGCACUUGU